This is a messenger RNA of Dermochelys coriacea (leatherback sea turtle), 7554 nucleotides long. It is a transcript of the gene RIMS1, whose product is annotated as regulating synaptic membrane exocytosis 1. Gene Ontology annotation, cellular component: cytoskeleton of presynaptic active zone; presynaptic membrane. The record is from RefSeq and is a predicted model, not a curated record. Gene Ontology annotation, biological process: calcium ion-regulated exocytosis of neurotransmitter; intracellular protein transport; regulation of synaptic plasticity. The transcript has 36 exons. Gene Ontology annotation, molecular function: transmembrane transporter binding; small GTPase binding. The coding region runs from base 330 to 5528 and encodes 1732 amino acids. NCBI's taxonomy places the organism in Eukaryota, Metazoa, Chordata, Testudines, Dermochelyidae.
AGCAGCAGCAUCCGCCCUUCUCCUCCAGCCCUGUGCAGCCAGCCUACUAGCUGUAAUCCCGAGCCCCCUCCCACCCCGGGAGGAUGGGCUGCAAGAGGCAGGAGGGCAGCCCCCAGCCUUCCUAGAGCCGGGCAAACAAAGGCGGCGGCAGCAGCCGCCGGGCUGGGCUGGAUGCAAGCAACCAUGAAAGGCUGGGUCUCCGCCUCCGCCGCCGCCGGAGAGCUGCGGGCUGCUGCCGAGGAGCCGCGGACGGCACUGUGAAGGGAGGAGGCGUGAUUGGCGUUGCCUUGCCGAGGUAGAAGGUGUAAGGGGAAAAGGCAGAAAUAAAAAUGUCGUCUUCGGUGGGGCCCCGCGGCCCUCGCCCACCCACGGUGCCUCCCCCGAUGCAGGAGCUGCCCGACCUGAGCCACCUGACAGAGGAGGAGCGGAACAUCAUUAUGGCCGUGAUGGACCGGCAGAAAGAAGAGGAAGAGAAGGAAGAGGCCAUGCUCAAGAGGUUGCAUCAGCAAUUUGAAAGUUAUAAAGAGCAAGUAAGAAAAAUAGGUGAAGAAGCCCGCCGCUACCAGGGAGAACACAAGGAUGAUGCACCAACAUGCGGAAUCUGUCUUAAAACAAAGUUUGCUGAUGGUUGUGGCCAUUUAUGCUCUUACUGCCGGACCAAGUUUUGUGCCCGAUGUGGAGGUCGUGUUUCUCUACGAUCAAACAAUGAGGACAAAGUGUACAGGAAUACUGUUCCUACCCAAAAUGGAUCACUUUCAGCAGUGCCUGUAAGAGUUAUGUGGGUAUGUAAUUUAUGUCGAAAGCAACAAGAAAUCCUAACAAAGUCUGGAGCAUGGUUUUUUGGAAGUGGUCCACAGCCGCCAAGCAGUCAGGAUGGAGCACUGAGUGAUACAGCUACUGGUGGAAGUUCUGAUGCACCUAGAGAAAAGAAAGCAAGGCUUCAGGAGCGUUCCAGAUCUCAGACUCCCUUAAGUACAGCAGCUGCCUCAUCACGGGAAAUCUCUUCUUCCAGCGUGCAGUCUGACAGGAGGAAAGGAGCAGAAUUAUUACAGCAAGCUAUGGGCCUGGAACAAAAGCAAGCUUCAUCAAGGUCUAGAAGUGAACCCCCGAGAGAGAGGAAGAAGACCGCAUUGAUUUCAGAACAAAAUGGAAAAGUAGGUCUAAAAAGUGAGCGUAAACGUGUGCCAAAGUCUUCACUUCAACAAGGACAAGCAGACGACAGGGAACGUAAAGAAAGGCAUGAAAGCAGAAGGCUGGAGAAAGGAAGGUCACAGGACUACCUAGGGGAAAAACCUGAGGAAGGCAAGGUAGCUGAUGAGGAAAAACAAAGGAAAGAAGAUGAGUAUCACACUCGGUAUAGGAGUGACCCAAAUCUGGCAAGGUAUCCUGUGAAGCCACAUCCUGAGGAACAACAGAUGCGUAUGCAUGCAAAAGUUUCUAAAGCAAGGCAUGAAAGAAGACACAGUGAUGUAGCUUUGGCACAUACAGAAGUGGAGGAAGCAGAGGUACCUGAGAAUAAAUUAGGAAAACGCUCACAGUUACAGGGAACUCAGGACAGAAAAUCUCUUAUGGAAACUCAGAGAUCAUACUCUAUAGAAAGACCAGGUGAUGUAAGAAUUUCUGUUUCUAAACAAUUAGCUAAUCAUAGUCCACCAACUCCCAGACAUAGUCCAGUUCCUACAGAACGCCUAGAAUCGAAGAACCAUGAUUCCUUUAAAAAACAAAGUCGCCUUGAUCCUAGUUCUGCUAUUCUCAUGCGAAAAGCAAAGCGGGAGAAAAUGGAGACCAUGCUAAGGAAUGAUUCCCUUAGUUCUGACCAGUCAGAAUCAGUGCGGCCAUCCCCUCCAAAGCCUCAUAGAUCAAAAAGAGGUGGAAAGAAAAGGCAGAUGUCGGUCAGUAGCUCAGAAGAAGAAGGGGCAUCAACACCAGAAUAUACUAGCUGUGAAGAUGUGGAAAUAGAAAGUGAAAGUGUCAGUGAAAAAGGUGACUUGGAUUAUUACUGGCUGGAUCCUGCCACGUGGCACAGUAGAGAGACAUCCCCUGUUAGUUCGCAUCCCGUAACGUGGCAGCCAUCUAAAGAGGGAGAUCGCUUAAUUGGACGUGUUAUUCUUAACAAGAGAACUACCAUGCCAAAAGAGUCAGGUGCAUUACUGGGGCUAAAAGUUGUUGGAGGAAAAAUGACAGAUUUAGGACGUCUUGGUGCCUUCAUUACCAAAGUAAAGAAGGGUAGUCUAGCUGAUGUGGUGGGACAUCUAAGAGCAGGGGAUGAAGUUCUAGAAUGGAAUGGUAAAUCCCUGCCUGGAGCUACAAAUGAAGAAGUUUACAACAUUAUUUUAGAAUCAAAAUCAGAACCUCAAGUUGAAAUUAUUGUUUCAAGGCCUAUUGGUGACAUUCCAAGGAUUCCUGAGAGUUCCCAUCCUCCACUAGAGUCUAGUUCAAGUUCUUUUGAAUCUCAGAAGAUGGAAAGGCCUUCUAUUUCUGUUAUUUCUCCAACUAGUCCUGGAGCUCUAAAAGAUGCACCACAAGUCCUACCUGGCCAGCUUUCUGUGAAACUGUGGUAUGACAAAGUAGGGCAUCAGUUAAUAGUAAAUGUUCUACAAGCAACAGAUCUGCCACCUAGAGGAGAUGGGCGUCCCAGGAAUCCUUAUGUAAAAAUGUAUUUUCUUCCAGAUAGAAGUGAUAAAAGUAAAAGGAGGACCAAAACAGUAAAGAAAAGCCUAGAACCAAAAUGGAACCAAACUUUUCUCUAUUCACAUGUACAUCGUAGAGAUUUUAGAGAACGAAUGUUAGAAAUAACCGUAUGGGACCAGCCAAGAGUACAAGAAGAAGAGAGUGAAUUUCUUGGAGAGAUCCUUAUAGAGCUGGAGACAGCACUUUUAGAUGAUGAACCACAUUGGUAUAAACUGCAGACACAUGAUGAAUCCUCACUACCUCUGCCUCAGCCAUCACCUUUCAUGCCAAGGAGACAUGUCCAUGGUGGAGAAAUCACUAGCAAAAAAUUACAAAGAUCUCAGCGAAUCAGUGAUAGUGACAUCUCAGAUUAUGAUGUUGAUGAUGGUAUUGGAGUAGUUCCUCCAGUAGGUUAUAGAUCUAAUACUAGAGAAAGUAGAUCUACAACGUUAACUGUGCCAGAACAGCAAAGAACAACACAUCAUCGUUCACGAUCUGUAUCUCCUCACCGUGGUGAUGAUCAGGGCAGGACCCGUUCACGUUUACCAAAUGUGCCAUUACAGAGGAGUUUAGAUGAAAUUCAUCAAAUGAGAAGAUCACGUUCUCCAACUAGACACCAUGAUGCCUCACGAAGUCCAGUUGAUCGCAGGUCCAGAGACAUGGAUAGUCAGUAUUUGUCAGAUCAUGAAAGUGAGCUUCUUAUGCUGCCCAGAGCAAAACGAGGAAGAAGUGCAGAGUGCCUACAUACCACCAGAAAUUCUGUUAGGCACUAUAAAACGUUACCACCCAAGAUGCCUUUACUAGAGAAUGGUACUCACUGGAAUAUUUACAGUGAACUACAGCCCUCUCUUGACAGGGCUAGGAGUGCUAGUACCAACUGCUUGAGACCAGAUACUAGUUUGCAUUCACCAGAACGAGAAAGGAGUAGAUGGUCCCCCUCCCUAGAGAGGAGACGACCUACUAGUCCCAGGAUUCAUAUCCAGCAUGCAUCUCCGGAGGAUGACAGAACAAGGACGCUGGAGUCUUGCAUUCCAAAACAAGACAGUAUAAACCACCUAAGUGCUAAACCUGGAGCAACACAGAGGCAGUCCAGAAAAGUGGAAAGAUAUAACAGCCAAAAACAGACUAGGAAAGACUCCACAUCUGAAACAGAAAGGGUUCUGCUACCAUGUCUUUCUAGAAGGGGACUUCCAACCCCAAGAACAACUGAGCAGCCUGUCAUUAGGGGAAAACAUCACACUCGCUCAAGGUCGAGUGAGCAUUCUAGUAUCAGACCUUUAUGCUCUGUACAUCAUCUAGUUCCAGGAGGGUCGGCGCCACCUUCUCCACUUCUGACAAGAAUACACCAACAAGGAAGUCCAACUCAGUCACCUCCUGCAGACACAUCAUUCAGCAGUCGUAGGGGAAGACAGCUUCCGCAAGUUCCAGUAAGAAGCAGCAGUGUAGAGCAAGAACAAGAGAAUUAUAACUCUUCCUCAAAAGCAAGCUUAGUAGUGGAGGAGGAAACGCGACAGAUGAAAAUGAAAGUGCAUCGUUAUAAUCAGACAACAGGGUCUGGUUCUAGCCAAGAAUAUGAGCGUGAGCAAUAUACUAAGUAUAACAUACAAACAGAUCAGUACAGAAGUUGUGAUAACGUCUCUGCCAAAUCAUCAGAUAGUGAUGUCAGUGAUGUGUCAGCCAUUUCCCGUACCAGCAGUGCCUCACGCCUCAGCAGCACAAGCUUUAUGUCAGAGCAAUCUGAGCGCCCUAGGAGCAGAAUCAGGUCAAAGUCCUUAGAGAUCUGCAAAAAUGAUGGCAAAAAAGAAAGAAGGAUAUCAUGGGAAUUAGAUGACCAAAUGGGUCUCAACGAAAAGAAAUUGGAUAUGGAAGACAAGAAAAAGAGAAGGCAUUCUGUUGCUGAUUUGAGCACGUUUACCCCACAAAUGCAAGGCAGACGGAUGGGGACUUCAGGGAGAACCAUCACAAAAAGCACAAGUGUGAGUGGAGAGAUGUACAAACUGGAACAUAAUGAUGGGAGUCAAUCAGACACUGCUGUUGGGACAGUUGGAACAGGUGGGAAGAAAAGACGAUCCAGCCUCAGUGCCAAAGUGGUUGCCAUAGUAUCUCGAAGGAGCAGAAGCACAUCCCAACUUAGUCAAACAGAGGCUGGCAACAAGAAGCUAAAAAGCACGAUUCAGAGAAGCACAGAAACAGGGAUGGCAGCAGAAAUGAGGAAUCGUAUGGUUCGGCAGCCAAGUCGGGAGUCCACUGAUGGCAGCAUAAACAGUUACAGCUCUGAGGGGAACCUAAUAUUCCCUGGAGUGCGGCUGGGAGCUGACAGUCAAUUUAGUGAUUUCCUUGAUGGACUUGGACCUGCACAGUUAGUAGGUCGACAGACACUAGCAACCCCUGCUAUGGGUGAUAUUCAGAUUGGAAUGGUGGAUAAAAAAGGCCAGUUAGAAGUAGAAGUCAUUAGAGCCCGAGGCCUCACGCAAAAACCUGGGUCCAAAUCUACCCCAGCUCCCUAUGUCAAAGUAUACCUGUUGGAAAAUGGAGCCUGUGUAGCCAAGAAAAAGACAAGAAUUGCACGGAAAACACUUGAUCCUUUGUACCAACAGACACUGGUUUUUGAUGAAAGUCCACAGGGUAAAGUCCUUCAGGUGAUAGUUUGGGGAGACUAUGGCCGAAUGGAUCACAAAUGCUUCAUGGGUGUUGCACAGAUCCUUCUGGAGGAACUUGAUCUGUCCAGUGUAGUAAUAGGAUGGUAUAAAUUAUUUCCACCCUCAUCACUAGUGGAUCCAACCUUGACUCCCCUGACCCGCAGGGCUUCCCAGUCAUCUCUGGAAAGUUCAACUGGGCCUCCCUGCAUUAGAUCAUAGUGAACUUAUAGCAGAUGCUGUCUAAUAAAAAUGUUACCACCCAGGAUAACAAUCUGAACCAGAUUCUUAUAUGAUCAAAAGCAUUGUUGGAGAGAGACAAUCACUUCUGUUUUUGCUUGUAGUAGUUAUCCAAAAAUAUGUCUGAAUUAUUUGUUAAAAGAUGGCUUAAAUUAACAGAACAAAAUAGUAUAUCAAAUACAGUAAGUCAGUCUACUAGCGACAGUCACUGAUGCUUAUUACAAUUUUUAAAAAGAGCGGGACCUUUAGAUUAGAAUAAAAUGAAAAAUAAAAUACAAAACUGGAAGCUCUCACUCUGUUAAGUGUUGUAUUUUUUCACAUUUUGACAGAGCCCACAAGCAGUGUUAACUUCCUGGUGUUUCAGCAGUUUUUCUGUACUUGUUACUUCCACUAGUUUUUUGCUGUGUGAUUCUGCCAGUUUUGUAAAAGUCCUCACAAUGCUAACAAAGACCCUUCCUUUCGUUUUCUAAACUAAACAAAAAAGGGCUGAAGUAUAUCUCUGUAAGUAUCCCUUCAAGUGUUCAGCAGCCAGAAUUACCAUACAUGAUGCCACUAAGGUUCUCAUUGUUUCUUAGUUCUGGUUCUUCCAAGUCUAUCAGGUGACAACCCAGAACAAAUGACCAAUCAAGAUUAUUUCAUUAACAACAACAACUAAAUCACAGUGCUAGUUUUUCUUUGUAAAAAGCAAAUAUGUUUGCAUUAUAUAUAAUGUUUUUUAUGUUUUAUGAUGUUUUGCAUGGAAGAGUUUUGAAGAAAUCUAUCUGCAGCUAAUGCUGGGGACUGAUAAAAGCAGCUUUAGUCUUAAUUUUGACACUGAAAAUAUUACUGGCAAUGCAGUUUUCUUCCUAGACUCAGAGAGGAAAUAUUUACGUUCAUGUGUAUAAAUGUAUAUUUGACUUCCCAAAAUGUUGACCAGGAAUGGGGUUAAGCAUAUGACACUUUCAGCUGUACCCAGGCUUCUCUGAUAUGUGUCACUUUAGACACACAUGUCUGCCCUGGAUAGAGCAUGGUAUGAGUUGUUCAGUAUUUCACUGGAAAUUCCAGUUGAAAUAUUCUGCACUUACUAAUGUUUUUAUCAAAUUUUAGUUUACAUUUCUUUGAGAUUGAUGCAAGCACAAAGCUUGAUUUUUUAACGCAAGAUACCUUACCUUACUUUUUUGGUAAAAAAAAAAAUCAAAUUUCAAUCUGCAUUUUAUUCAUUUGAGUUAUUCUUGGCCUUGAAAUUCCAUGUGAUUUACUGUAAAUGUGCUAAAAACUGCAGACUCUGCUGGUUCAAUGAUAUGUUUUCCCUCCUUUUACAGGCCAUUCAAUUUUGUGAUCACACAAAUAGGGCAGCAUGACUUGGAACUGUUCAAAGCUGCAUGCACGUUUUGUAAAAAGAAGCAAAAAGGUUAUUUAAUAAUGUAUGUUAGUUCCACAUAGGCCAGCUUGUAUGUUGCAUGUACUUGUACAGUUUGCUCGUAAUUACUAUACUGAAGUAACCAAGAAAUCUAAGCCAUCCAUUUUUCUUAUAGACAUUUUGCAGGUUUUAGCCAGGCAAGGUCUGUUAGUCUGGUGCUAAAUGUCUAUAGAUGGACUUUAUUUUUUACCCUAUGGAAAACGUGAUGUAGUAUGGACCAAAUUCCUUCUAAUAAAUAUUUUGGUGUAGAUUCCUACUGUGGGACUGUAACACAUGUAGAAACUCUGUGCACACUAGGUUUUAAAUCAUAGACAUACUGCCUGCACCAAGUGAACUAUUUAUUAUUAUUUAACAUGCCAGAACUAUUCUACCCAUGGUUCCAUAGGGCACAGAUUGAUUACUGCUCGACCUGCUGAGCAGGAAGAACUGAAGCACUGGUGCACUACUACUAGAUUCUGUUCUGUCUUAGUGACCAAAAAUCAACUAAUUAUAAUUCGGUAGUAUCUUUCUAUUUUGACCACUUGUCUUAACACUCCCCUGUGCUUUUAAAUGAACUCCCAACUCAUGUUAUGUAAACAUGUUUAAUAAAAUUUCCUUUUCAUGUCCAGA